Propithecus coquereli (Coquerel's sifaka) is the source of this 3020-nucleotide messenger RNA. It is a transcript of the gene DDX10, whose product is annotated as DEAD (Asp-Glu-Ala-Asp) box polypeptide 10. The transcript has 17 exons. Lineage: Eukaryota; Metazoa; Chordata; Mammalia; Primates; Indriidae. Gene Ontology annotation, molecular function: RNA helicase activity; ATP binding; nucleic acid binding. The coding region runs from base 99 to 2519 and encodes 806 amino acids. Gene Ontology annotation, biological process: rRNA processing. Gene Ontology annotation, cellular component: nucleus. The record is from RefSeq and is a predicted model, not a curated record.
GCGCAUGCGCUCCGGUGCACUUUCCCCACGCUGGUUCCGCGAGCCUGGCCUUCAGCGUCUUGUGUUUGGGUGCGAUCUGGAGUGUGGCUACCGCCACGAUGGGCAAAACUGUUGACUCCCGGGGUUCGGGGGCCCGACCCGACCCAGUGCGGAGCUUCAAUCGCUGGAAGAAAAAACACAGGCACAGGCAGAGCCAAAAGAAACAGUUGAGGAAGCAACUGAAGAAACCCGAGUGGCAAGUGGAGCGCGAGGGUAUCAGCCGCCUCAUGCAGAACUAUGAGAAGAUAAAUGUGAAUGAAAUUACAAGAUUUUCAGAUUUCCCCUUGUCCAAAAAAACAUUGAAAGGUUUGCAAGAAGCCCAGUACCGUUUGGUAACUGAGAUACAGAAGCAGACCAUAGGAUUGGCUUUGCAGGGUAAAGAUGUACUUGGAGCUGCCAAAACUGGAUCUGGCAAGACUUUGGCUUUCCUUGUUCCAGUGUUGGAAGCCUUAUAUCGUCUGCAGUGGACCUCAACAGAUGGCCUGGGAGUUCUGAUAAUAUCACCUACGAGAGAACUAGCCUAUCAGACCUUUGAAGUUCUCCGAAAAGUAGGAAAAAAUCAUGACUUUUCAGCUGCUCUCAUCAUUGGUGGAAAGGAUCUGAAACAUGAGGCUGAGAGGAUCAACAACAUAAAUAUACUCGUGUGCACACCAGGUCGGCUUCUUCAACACAUGGAUGAAACAAUAUCUUUUCAUGCUACUAAUCUCCAAAUGUUAGAUUCCACAAGCACCCCUGCCACUUUGGAACAGAACUACAUAGUUUGUGAGCUGCAGCAAAAAGUAAGUGUGCUCUAUUCCUUUUUGAGAAGCCAUCUGAAGAAGAAGAGUAUUGUAUUUUUCUCCAGUUGCAAAGAGGUUCAGUAUCUGUACCGUGUUUUCUGCCGGCUGCGUCCUGGUAUUUCUAUCCUUGCCCUCCAUGGUCGACAGCAGCAGAUGAGAAGAAUGGAAGUCUAUAAUGAAUUUGUCCGUAAGAGAGCUGCAGUGCUCUUUGCUACUGAUAUUGCAGCCAGGGGACUGGAUUUCCCAGCUGUGAAUUGGGUUCUUCAGUUUGAUUGUCCAGAGGAUGCCAACACGUAUAUUCACAGAGCAGGUAGAACUGCCAGGUACAAAGAGGAUGGUGAAGCUUUAUUAAUUUUGCUUCCUUCAGAAGAAAAAGCUAUGCUGCAGCAGCUUCUUCAGAAGAAAGUGCCUGUGAAGGAAAUCAAAAUCAAUCCAGAAAAACUUAUAGAUGUUCAGAAAAAAUUGGAAUCCUUUUUAGCCCAAGAUCAAGAUUUAAAAGAAAGAGCUCAAAGGUGUUUUGUCUCCUACAUACGUUCGGUAUAUCUGAUGAAGGAUAAAGAAGUAUUUGAUGUGAGCAAGCUACCUAUACCUGAAUAUGCCCUGUCUCUUGGUCUUGCUGUGGCACCACGGGUAAGAUUUCUUCAGAAAGUACAGAAACAACAACCCACCAAAGAAUUGGUAAUGAGCCAAGCCAAUAAAGUUAUUGAGCCAAGGGCUCCCUCCCUCACCAAUGAUGAAGUGGAAGAAUUUAGAGCCUACUUCAAUGAGAAAAUGUCCAUCCUUCAGAAAGGUGGAAAAAGGCUGGAAGGGACAGAGUGCAGACUAGCUAAUAGUAUUAGUGAGGAAGAAGAUGAAGAAAUAGAAGAGAAACCGGGAAAAGCAAAGGGGUCUCAAACUCAAUCUGUUCGUAACACUGAGGCACAGAAGAUCGAGGAAGUUCCUAUGCAGUUCUUGGACAGAGAUGAGGAGGAAGAAGAUGCUGAUUUCUUUAAAGUUAAGCGUCACAAUGUGUUUGGGUUGGACCUUAAAGAGAAUAAAGCAUUACAGAAGAAAGAACCUUCUAAAUCCAGUGUCAAGAAAAAAGUGACCAGAGUUGCAGAAGCAAAAAAAGUAAUGAAGAGAAAUUUCAAAGUGAAUAAGAAAAUAACAUUUACUGAUGAAGGGGAGUUGGUUCAGCAGUGGCCACAAAUGCAGAGAUCUGUCACAAAGGAUAAUGAGGAAGAAGAUGACACUGGUGGUAUCAACUUAGAUAAAGCAAAAGAGAGACUACAGGAAGAGGACAAAUUUGACAAAGAAGAAUACAGGAAGAAAAUUAAGGCAAAGCAUCGGGAGAAAAGACUGAAAGAAAGGGAAGCCAGAAGAGAAGCAAACAAGAGACAAGCAAAGGCCAAAGAUGAAGAGGAAGCUUUUCUGGAUUGGAGUGAUGAUGAUGAUGAUGGGUUUGAUCCAAGCACACUUCCAGAUCCAGAUAAGUACAGAAGCUCUGAAGAAUCAGAUGGUGAAGAUAUGGAAAAUAAAAUUAGUGAUACCAAGAAGCAGCAGGGAAUGAGGAAGAGAAACAACAGUGAAGUGGAAGUCGUGGGACCAACAAGGCGUAACAGGAAGAAGGCCAAGUGGGACACGUUAGAGCCUUUGGAUACGGGCCUGUCUUUAGCGGAGGAUGAAGAGCUGGUGUUACAUCUGCUCAGAAAUCAGAGCUAGAUGCUUCCUGUGCCCGCCUUCUCUUUGAUACCUCUGGUCAUCAUUUUGUGGGCAAGAAGUUGAAAAACAAUUGAUUUUGGGAUGCUUAGGUACCAUGUGUCCCAUUCCCAAAGGGCACAUUCUCCAGACAGAAGCGAUCAUGCCUCUAAGCCCCUCUCACGGGACGGGCUUUGUGCCGUCACAGAGCAUACUCAAGAGUGAGGGUGGAUUAUACAAUUUCUUGAACACAAUUUCCAGCAUGUGCUCUGUUAGAUUUUGUCGGUGGCUUUCUAUGCCUUGUCAUUAGAAAUGCUUCCUUUGUUUUACUGGCAAGUUCUGGAGCUCUUGGUUCAUUGUUAGAAAUUCCUGUCUUGCAUACUAUACAGAAGUUUCUAUAUUAUUGUUAAACAAAAUUGCUCCUAUUUUGAUGUAUAUAAUAUUUGCAAAGAGAGUAUGAUGGACCAGCCCUGAGAAUGAGUAUUUUUGCAUUGAGAUGAUCAAUAAUAAAUAUAUUUCCUAUAA